UAUAAAUUGUUCAGCAAGUAGGAUGUGUUUCGUGUUGUUGAAUCUCUAACGGUUUGUUGACAAAACAGUAUUUUAAAUGGAUUGAGUUUCGUUUAUGUUUUCCAUUUAUUUAAGUUUAAGUGGCUAAAUAAGUAAAAAUGACGAGUCAACCAGAAGUCGGUGUAUCCGACUUCGUUCUGUUAGACAAUUUGACUACGGACAAGUUUAUUGAAAAUCUUCAUGUGAGGUUCCAACACAACAAGAUCUACACGUACAUCGGCGAGGUGCUCGUGUCUGUCAAUCCGUACAAGAACCUGGACAUAUACGCGGCGCAGCACAUGGCUCAAUACCGCGGCCGGGAGAUGUUCGAGGUGGCACCGCACGUGUACGCCGUCGCCGACGCCUGCCAGCGGGUUCUCAGGCAGCAGGGCAGAGACACUUGCGUGCUUAUAUCUGGCGAGUCGGGCUCCGGCAAAACGGAGGCUUCCAAGUUCAUCAUGAAGUACAUAGCGGCCAACACCACGCAGGUGCACAGGGAAUACAUCGACAGAGUGAAGAACGUGCUGAUACAAUCGAACUCCAUUCUGGAGACGUUCGGCAACGCAAAGACGAAUCGCAACGAUAACUCGUCGCGGUUCGGCAAAUACAUGGACAUCAACUUUGACUACAAGGGGGACCCGGUAGGAGGCCAUAUCAGCAACUACCUGCUGGAGAAGAGCCGCGUGGUCGCGCUGCAGCCCGGAGAGAGAAACUUCCACGCAUUCUACCAGCUUUUAAGUUCAAAAAACAGCUACACGAACAAAUACGGACUCACCUGUAACUCGCGGUACAAGAUCGUGGGCAGCGAGCGACCGACCGCACAGGAUUCUAAACUGUAUUCUGUAACGAAUAGCGCCUUUAGUGCGCUGGGUUUCGCUCAGUCUGUCGUCGACGACAUAUGGAGCAUUGUCGCUGGAGUUAUACUACUGGGUGAGGUGACGUUCUCAGCGGCCGAGGGCGGUACCGCGGUGGCGGGAGGCUCGGUGAGCGCAUGCGCGGCCGCACUGGGCGUGGCCGAGGGCGCCCUGCGGUCGGCGCUGGGGUCGCGGGUGCUGGCAGCGGGCGGAGACCUGGUCACCAAGCAGCACUCGCCGCUGGACGCUGACUACACGCGGCUGGCACUGGCCAAGGCCGCCUACGACCGCCUCUUCACCUGGAUCGUGCAGCAGGUACACUACCUUGCACUCAAACUCAAAUAA
Leptidea sinapis is the source of this 1217-nucleotide messenger RNA. It is a transcript of the gene Myo31DF, whose product is annotated as unconventional myosin ID-like. Gene Ontology annotation, biological process: vesicle transport along actin filament; actin filament organization. Lineage: Eukaryota; Metazoa; Arthropoda; Insecta; Lepidoptera; Pieridae. The record is from RefSeq and is a predicted model, not a curated record. Gene Ontology annotation, cellular component: microvillus; plasma membrane; vesicle. The transcript has 6 exons. Gene Ontology annotation, molecular function: actin filament binding; ATP binding; microfilament motor activity. The coding region runs from base 138 to 1217 and encodes 359 amino acids.